AUGUAUUCGUCCGGCCUUCUUAUUCUUCUUCUCAUUUGUCUUAUUCACCCAUAUUCCAUAGACGCAUUGGUCGACGCAGAAACAACAAUAUCUUUCCCACAUGUCGUCCCUCUGGUGGACACCCAGCCUGCCUUCCGCCGCCGCGAGGUCCUCAAGGCCCUGAGACAGCGACAGAGUGCGAGUGACGGCUCUUGCCCGUCCAACUUCAACCAGUGCGGCAACGAUCUUCCAAGCGAGUUCUGCUGCAGGUCCACCGACGCCUGCAUCCCUCUCGCAAAGAACACGGCAGUACUGUGCUGUCCUGAUGGCGGCACAUGCUCCUCGAUCCAGCCCAUCACCUGCUCCGUCGCCGUGCAGAAUGCCACGGCCUAUCCGACCAGCUCCGUCCACUCGACAAAUCUCGAUGGAACACUCGCCGUGUGCGGGCGUGAUAGCUCCGGGUCGAACACCUGCUGUCCCUUCGGGUACUCUUGCAAUGAGAGGUCAAUCUGUAUCUUGACGCAGACCGAGACUCCUGUCUCGACAGGAACACUAUCGACCGCAACCUCAGGACCGGCCGUGACGGAUUCUGAUGGCGCUACAGUCACCUCGUCGACGCCCGAGUCAACUUACACAGUGAUCCUGCCGACCUAUGUACCUCCCUCCGAUAGGGAAGGCUCCUCCUCGGACAGGCCCAAGACCAUAGGCAUCGCGACAGGAUCCGCGGUUGGCGGCGUUGCUACUGUCGCAGCAAUAGUGGUAUUCGCGUGGCUGGGCGCCUUCAUUCGUCAACAAGUCGACACCAGUCGAACUCCCGGCGACUCCGGUGUCUUUCAGCAACUGGAAUAA
Diaporthe batatas is the source of this 828-nucleotide messenger RNA. RefSeq lists its product as uncharacterized. The transcript has 2 exons. NCBI's taxonomy places the organism in Eukaryota, Fungi, Ascomycota, Sordariomycetes, Diaporthales, Diaporthaceae. Bases 1 to 828 code for a protein of 275 amino acids. The record is from RefSeq and is a predicted model, not a curated record.